CCAAAUCAAUUUUGUUUCUAUUGGAUUCCUUGAACUUUUUGUAAAUUUCUUUUAUUCGGAUGAUGAUAGCAAAAAACCUAAUUGUGGAUUAUAGUUCGCGUGUGUUCGACAGAACGGUGAACUGAAACCGCCACAAUUAUGACCACUUCAGAGUUGGAUAGCCGCAACAUUGCAAUUUCAAUGAGAAAGUCUGUGGAGAAUCUAGUGAUAUCGUCACAGGAUGCCAUAGGACAGAGUAUCAGCCAAGCUCUCACCUUCUCAGGGGUCAUAACACAGCACAACACUCAGAUAUUACAAGAAAACAGGAGUGUGUCACGAUCUCCAUCGCCGUCCCUGCGAGCCACCGACCCUUUGGACCUCCUUGACAAUGAGAAGUGUGCCGACUCAAUAUUCGUUUCGUCGCAGGCGGGCGGCGGCGACUCAUCGUCGGUGUCGAGCACCGAACCUGCUACCGUGGUCCCGGCGUCCAACUCGAUCAGAGGCGACAACCCCAAGGUACAGGUGACGUCUCCAAAUGCGGUACGAGCUGACGGCACCCGCAAGAAGAAAAGCUGGUACAACGCUCUGUACCCCACGUACAAGAGUAAAUCUGAUGACUUCAAGCGGCUGUUCAAGGAUCUACCUGAUGAUGAGAGGCUCAUUGUAGAUUACUCGUGCGCGCUACAGAAGGACAUCCUGAUGCACGGGAGGCUGUACGCGUCUCAGAACUAUCUGUGCUUCCACGCGAGCAUCUUCGGCUGGGAGACGUCCCUCUCGCUCCGGUGGAAGGAUGUCACAGCCAUCACCAAGGAGAAAACAGCCCUGGUGAUCCCGAACGCAAUUCUGGUGUGCACUGAAAGCGAGAAGAACUUCCUCACAUCGUUCUCUGGUCGCGACAAGGCUUACCUGAUGCUGUUCAGGGUGUGGCAGAACGCGCUGAUGGAUCAGCCGAUGAGCAGCCAGGAGAUUUGGCAAUGGGUACACAGCUGCUACGGCGAGGAGUUGGGAUUCAAUUCCGACGACGAAGGCUACGCGCGAGACUGCUCCGAGGACGCGCCGGCGUUGCCCGACGCCGUAUCCGAGGUAGACUUGGUGGAUACAUCACUGGUGAUGGACACCAGCGGCGGGGGUGACGGCGGGGGCGGAGGGGGAGGCUCGGACGACCGCAGCCCCCCGCCCACGGCACACAACAGGGACUCCUCGCCACCACUAGUAACGAAUGGGUCUGCGCGGUACCGAGACGAGCGUCCGACGCUCCCCACCGACCUGUCGGACACCAGCGACAGCGAGCCGGACAAGCCCCACAC
Messenger RNA from Achroia grisella, 1286 nucleotides. RefSeq names its product protein Aster-A-like. The record is from RefSeq and is a predicted model, not a curated record. Gene Ontology annotation, molecular function: sterol binding; sterol transfer activity. Lineage: Eukaryota; Metazoa; Arthropoda; Insecta; Lepidoptera; Pyralidae. The annotation marks the transcript as partial. Gene Ontology annotation, biological process: intracellular sterol transport. The transcript has 10 exons. Gene Ontology annotation, cellular component: plasma membrane; endoplasmic reticulum-plasma membrane contact site; endoplasmic reticulum membrane.